Messenger RNA from Magnolia sinica, 2411 nucleotides. RefSeq names its product protein trichome birefringence-like 6. The record is from RefSeq and is a predicted model, not a curated record. The transcript is spliced from 5 exons. Gene Ontology annotation, molecular function: O-acetyltransferase activity. Lineage: Eukaryota; Viridiplantae; Streptophyta; Magnoliopsida; Magnoliales; Magnoliaceae. The coding region runs from base 152 to 1840 and encodes 562 amino acids. Gene Ontology annotation, cellular component: Golgi apparatus.
CUACAAGCUACUUACUCUCUCUCUCUCUCUCUCUUUCCAUCGAUUUUCAGGCAUUUUCUAUUCCACAUCACAUGCCAUUCUUCCUUGCAAUCUCUAAUAUCUCUUUCCAUCUUCACAAGCCUUUCCCCAUUAGAAGAAGAAGAGAAGAGAGAUGGAGAGACAGAGGAGCUUCUCCUUCAAGCUCAAAAGACUCGUUGUCUUCUCUUUCACCAUCUCUUCCUCUCUCUUCCUCUCCUUCUGCUUCUUCUUCUCCUCCUCUGUUUUCAAAGUCCCUACUCCAAAUUCUAAUAAUGCCUUUCUCCAAUUCAACAGAUCGUCUUUCAUUGAUUCCCUCAAAUCCCCAAAAGUUCACACCUUUUCUGCUUUUACUAAAAAUUCUACAGUCUGGGGAGCAAAAGACCCCACUUUGGAAAAAACCCAUUUGAGAGAAUCUGGAAAUUCAUCUGGAAAAUCUUCAUUUCAUGUUUUCAAUGAAGGGAAGAUAGCUGGUGAGGCCAAAAACCCGAUUUUGCUAGGUGACCAAUUCGGGAAAUCUGAUAAUUCUUCUGAAAAAUCUGCAUUUCAUCUCUAUAAUGAAGGGAAAAAGCUUGGUGAGGCUCAAAAUCCGGUUUUGGUAGGCACCCAGAUCAGGAAAUCUGCUAAUUCUACUGGAAGAGCUAUCUUUCAUGCUUUUGAUGAUAGAAAGAGGCGCGGUGAGGCUCAAAAUACGAUUUUGAUAGAUACCCAAAUCAAGAAAUCUGAUCAUUCUUAUAAGGAAGUUACUGCUUCUGCUAUGGAGAAGAUUAGAAGGAAGAAGAGAAGCAGAUGUGAUGUUUACGAUGGGAAAUGGGUCUUCGAUGAAAGCUACCCUUUGUAUAGUAAUAGCUCAUGUCCAUUCAUAGAUGAAGGUUUCAACUGUCAGUCUAAUGGGAGAUUGGAUAGAGAGUAUAUGAAGUGGAGAUGGCAACCAAAUGACUGUGACAUCCCAAGGUUCAAUGCUUCAAAAAUGCUAGAAUUGAUUAGAGGGAAGAGAGUCGUUUUUGCUGGCGAUUCAAUAAACAGGAAUCAAUGGGAAUCCAUGCUUUGUUUGUUGGGAGGAGCCGUUGCAGAUCCAAAGCGGGUUUAUGAGACCCAUGGUAGGAGGAUCACUAAGGAGAAGGGGAUGUACAGCUUCAGAUUCGUGGAUUACCAUUGCACCGUCGAGUACUAUGUUACCCACUUCUUGGUCCAUGAGAGUAAAGCGAGAGUAGGACACAAGCGGGUGCAGACUCUUCAAAUUGACACCAUUGAUAGGACUUCAUCGAGAUGGAAAGGAGCAGAUAUUUUGAUAUUUAAUACCGCACAUUGGUGGACUCACUAUAAAACAAAAGCAGGGGUGAACUACUAUCAGGAAAGGGACGAGGUUCAUCACCACCUCGACGUUUCUACCGCAUUCCGAAGAGCUCUGACAACUUGGGCAUCAUGGAUUGACCAACACGUCAACCCGCGCAAGACCCGAGUUUUCUUUCGAACUUCAGAACCUUCACAUUUCAGGGGUGGUCAAUGGAAUUCUGGAGGUCACUGUCAGGAGGGCACUCGACCCCUCAAUGAUACAUUGAGUAGAAACUUUCCAGAAAAAAAUAUUAUCACUGAGGAGGUUGUGAAGCAGAUGAAAACACCCGUAACUAUCUUGAAUAUAACUAGCCUGUCGGAAUAUAGGAUAGACGGUCACCCAUCCAUAUAUGGGAGAAAACCCAGGAAAGGCACCUCUACAAGCAUUCAAGAUUGUAGCCACUGGUGUCUUCCUGGAGUUCCCGAUGCCUGGAACGAGUUGCUAUAUUUCUAUUUGCUAUCCAAACCCAAAACAGUUUCUGCGGAAUGAUCUCUAAGCGUCAACUGAUUUGAUUGCAUCUCUCAUCUUUCAUCGUCGUGAAAUGUUUACCCAAUGACUGGGACUUAUGGUGGUGCUGGAUAUGAGAUUUUGAUGGGGAAAAUCAAUGAUCAAGAAGAUGUGAUUUUUGACUGCAGGACGCCGGAUUCAGUGUUCGGUAACUACUGUUCUGUUGGAGCAGGGUGAUUACGUUCUAUUUAUGUAUAUGUUGGUUUGAGUGUAUCAUGGUUUUCCGACUCGGACUUGGACAGACCUGAUCUGUUUUGGUACCAAUAGUCACACCCCCACCGGGUGAGUCAGGCUGAUUCAGGCUCGACCCAGGUGAGUCCCAGCUCAACUCAUGACCCAACGAGUUGUUCCGAGUGGCAAGUUAUUUAGCCAUUGAGCAUGUAAGUGUUCUUGUAUUCUUUUUGACAUUAUCUUUUCGUAUUGAGCCAAAAUACAUGGAUGUAACCAUGUAUAAUUGAUGGUUUUUUACCAUAUUACUUACAAAAUAGCCACAGCUAGCAUAUUGUAUACUCAUUGUGAUACUGAAACUGCCAAGAGCACACAUUUCCUUAUC